AUGGCAUCCUCCUCCUCCCAUCCCAAAAUCCAACUCGAAUCCAAAGCAGACAUUCGAUUUCUUACCAACGAAUUACGACGUGCAGCUACAACAUCAACAGAGACAAGAGCUACCGAAAUCGUAUGUAAAACUGGAGGAAAUGCUAAGCAAGUAAAGGCUACAAAGCAGGCUGUCAAUGUCAAGGUCGAAAAGUGGAUUGAUGAGGUCUUUGCUCUGGCUUCAAACAAUCUGCAAAUCAAUGGCGUGGAGUACCAUGAAGCGUUUCGACAAGUUCAAGAGUUUGAACCUGAGGAUACCAACCUGCUCGCCCAAACCGAAAAGGCAAGAAUAGACAAGGACAGAGUGCUGGUCAAAGUCGCACAUAUGAGAAAAGAAAUCCCGAAAAAGACUCGUGAUUUGGUGCAAGAUUCAGAGUCUAGACAUUCACGUGUCGCUGUUGAAAAAGUACCGAUUCGUGAUGUUGAAUCGUUGUCAGUGACGGAUACGUUGAUUGCACCAAGAGAGAGAAUUCAAGCAGUACAAGAUGCAGUAAAUUUUAUUGGCCUAGAUCCUUUACUGAAAGAAUAUGAUGAAACCGUACGAAUGGUGGCAGACCUCGUCAAGCCCGAAUCGCUUCCAGCAACUACCAGCAAACUCCUACGAGCAACAAAACUCUUAUCCGUAUGGGAAGCAACAUCGCAAAUACCAGAUCCCUCAGAAUCCAUGAUAAAACAGGAGGGAGACGUGACUCACAGUGCAGGAGGAAUGGUGGGAUUGGAUACUCCAAGAAAAGCUCGAUCUGGAUUAUUAAAGAGGUUGCAAGCUAAUACCCGCACUAAGCCAUACUAG
Molecule: messenger RNA, 828 nt
Organism: Synchytrium microbalum
Lineage: Eukaryota; Fungi; Chytridiomycota; Chytridiomycetes; Synchytriales; Synchytriaceae
Exons: 5
Coding region: 1-828 (275 amino acids)
Biological process (GO): mitotic sister chromatid segregation
Cellular component (GO): kinetochore; MIS12/MIND type complex
Source: RefSeq, a predicted model, not a curated record